AUGAAUCUUCUCCUUCUGGUGGUUGCUUUGGGGCUCGCAGGAGCGUUUCCCCUGGAGGACUACAAGGUGUGCCAGCCUCACUCCAGACCCUGGCAGGUCUAUCUGCAUGGUGGAGGAGUGUCCUGCAGUGGAGCUCUCAUUGACGAGUCGUGGAUAGUAACGUCCUUUGACUGUGCACCCAAAGCCUACAGCACCGUUGCAUCUCUUGGGGAACAUGACUUGACUGUGGAUGAGGGAACCGAGCAGCACAUCUACGUUGCUGAUGUAAUCGUUCACAGUCCCUACUACCGCUCACCGUUCCACAGCCUCACCAUGGUCCGUCUGGCUGAACCCGCCCGCUUCACCCAGCACGUCCAGCCCGUCCCUCUGCCCAGCCGCUGCCCACAGCCUGGAGAGACCUGCCAUGUCAGUGGCUGGGGAUCCACCAUCCCAAAUCAAUAUGAGUAUUCUCCACGCCUGAAGUGUAUAACUGUGCCUGUUGUGGAUGACCAGACCUGCGUGAACACGUUCCCCGAGUUCCUGUUCUGGAGCCCGUUCAUGGUCUGUGCUGGACAAGCAAACACAGAUAACUGCGUGCAUGGUCGUGGCAGCGUGAUGGUGUGCGAUGGCAAGCUGCAGGGCGUGCAGUGGUUCAAUCACGGCUGCAGAAACCCAGCUGACCCCACCGUCUACACCAAGCUGUGCAUGUACAACAACUGGAUCAGCGAUGUGAUGGACAGCUACGUGCCAAUUGAAACCACUCCAAUGAUGACGACAUAAGGCAGCAGAGAGACAUUUAUUCACAGAUUAAAUGUAAACACUAUAAAAAACAUUAUCAUAAAAAACUAGGCUGCAACACAAGGUAUAGGGGUUGCCCUUUCAGCCAAUUAAGCAAGACGUAGCACUAUUGCAUUCGGUAAAAGUGAUACUCUAGGUAACAUAAAUACCUAUAAGUAUUCAUGAACAUUAUGCAGCAGUCUCAAAUCAUGCAAAUCCUACGCUUAGCUGCAAUAAGCAAAAAAAAUCUGUAUGCAAAUUCAAAACUGUAGAUAUAAACAACAACAACAACAAAAAAUAAAAUGUCAAGUGUUCCGACA
Molecule: messenger RNA, 1076 nt
Organism: Sebastes umbrosus (honeycomb rockfish)
Lineage: Eukaryota; Metazoa; Chordata; Actinopteri; Perciformes; Sebastidae
Product: trypsinogen-like protein 3
Exons: 5
Coding region: 1-759 (252 amino acids)
Biological process (GO): proteolysis
Molecular function (GO): serine-type endopeptidase activity
Source: RefSeq, a predicted model, not a curated record